This is a messenger RNA of Spirometra erinaceieuropaei, 5095 nucleotides long. Lineage: Eukaryota; Metazoa; Platyhelminthes; Cestoda; Diphyllobothriidea; Diphyllobothriidae. The record is from the annotation of a GenBank genome assembly.
AUGAAAUUGGCUGCAGUGGCUGACAGAACUAUACAGCUUCUUCAUCUACGUCCCACGCGACCACACCGCCAAGUCAGGUACCAGGACACGUCACAGAACCUUACAUGCACUUACAUCCACCAUUAAGAGUUUUUCUGCAUAAAGAGCGGACGGAACUUCAGAUCGCUUGGACGAACCACUCUUUUGCAGCACGGUGGCUUCGAAUUUUGACUGAGGAUGUCAGGAAGGCUGCUGAUAGAGACUUGCCAACCGUGUAAGAGCUAAUCUCUGGGGGGAAAACAACUUGGUGCCUGCAGUGGCUGACCGGCCUAUUGGUUCGUCUGCCUCCCUGCCUAGAAAGCUCAGAAUUCAGCAGUCUCCCGCGAGUCUUAUUAAAUCUGUCGCGGCGUCCGUGCUCCGUUGACUGCGUAGAUGAUGGCGUAGAACCCAGUAAGCAGGAGAGAGGUCAACGCAGUUGUUUAUUAGACUGACAUCUGCAGACCAUGUGAUUUGUGUGGAUAGUUUGGCCUUCCAACCGCCUAGAUCUAUUAUGAACUUUUGUCAAACGUCCACAGUGUAACAGGUUUCUCUAGUAUGUCUUCUUUUUUAUUUACAAAUAAUUACUUUGGAGCUCCUGCGCUCAUUUAACUGAACGUCCGCAUGUCUAAGCUGAGGACAGAAUUUCAUGAGUGUAAUAAUCACGCUUUUGAGCUAUUCACUGGUGACGUCCGCCACCAAUUACAAUAAUUAUCUACCGCUGGGGAGAGAUUUGUUCCGAUAUUCUAUGCUAUAUUCGAGGGCAAAUUAUUAAAAUUGCAGUAUAUGCGCUGUCUCAUGGAAUGCUAAGAGAAAUUCUGAUACGGGUAAUGGACUAGAAAUGAUUAUUUGAGUAGGCUUGUAGUUGUGAUUAUCGUGCAGCACAAUCGAAGAAUAUAUCGGCCAUGCCAAGAUGUCGGCUUAUUAAUGGGCCUGCUUUCGUCUUUCUGAAAGAAUCCACUCUACAAAAAUGGACUCGUAAGUAGUAUGAGGUUUUCAACCGAAUUUCGAUGCCCAUAGAAAUUCAAAGAUAUUUUGCAAAAACAUUCCCAAAAUAUUCUUUCUUAUACGCGUUUGAUAUCAAGUUGCGUUUUCUUCAAAUUUCCCACCUAAAGAGAAAGUAUCUUUUGGUUUUAAAAAGUUUCUAAUCAUGAAACUUUUAAGACAGCAUAGCAUUAGAUCUAUUAUUAGUGCUACUUAAAUGGUUCUUGAUCUAACAGAUGAAAGGUCACACACUUCGCGCCAAAACCCCUAUAAAGCACGGUCCACCUGCCCAGUACCUCCAAACAUCAUAAAAUGUUAAAGAAGUGACCGAUCGUUUAAAAACGUCAUUGGCUGAUUUACGAAAUAUCAUUAAUGAUCUAUGAAAUAAACUACUGAAGCAAAAAUAAUCGAGUCAGCAAAAGGACUUUAUGACAAGUCAGUUGCUCGAGGCCUAACAUAACGUACAACUUAGAAGUAAAGUAUAAUAUCAUGAAACAAAAUGAAAAUCAAUAAAUAAAUGCAAUAUAUCGGUACUUCUAGAACGCCUUUUGUUUUCAUCACGUCUGUAAUCUGGAAGGACAUAGAUACAAUAAGGUUGUCGAUGGUGGUUUAGUCAAUGUAACUGUCAGCUUUUGUUGCAUAGGAGGUCGUUUUCUUGGCUUGUCCUGGUUUCUUUUAUUAGAACAAACAGACUGUCGAUUAUAUUGAGGUCUGGGCUAUUUUCAGGAAUAAAUAUACAUUCCAGACAGCAUGCGGAGUGGCUGGCUGUGGUUUAAAAAUUACAUUGUCGUUGUAGUCGAAAUCGGAAUGGAACCUCUUUUGAUCGCUGAACAGGUGCAUUAUCCUUCAACAGUAUGAUGUCCAUUCGACAUCGCUGAAUGGCGUUCCAGUCGAAUGCAUCCUCUACGAUGCCGAACUACGCCUGGCUGUUAAUCAGUUAGUCAGUCAGUAUAUAUGGAGUAAACGACAGAAACCCUGAAAACUCCAUUUAGAGGGUACAGAUAUAAGGGAAAAUAGUUAAAUUGCAAAACUUUUGCUUGCAGUUUUAGUAAGGAGAAUUCAUAAAUUUAACAAGAUAACAUAAAGGCGAAAGGGGUAUGUUAUUCACGAAAUAAUUCCGAAAAACUUUGUUCACCGCAUUCGGACUGUGAAAAUUUCCAAAUGGGCUAAGUGUAACGCACAAAAAGAUCUGUUGAAAUCCUGUUAGUAGUAUAUUUGUAAUCAAUUCAGUAAUCCGUUAGAUCAAGGUUCGGCAGAUGGGGUUGCCUUUCAGCAGGUGAGUAUCUAGUUGUCUCUUGAACACGUUCAUGGUAGGGGAAUUAACAACAUACGCCGGCAAAGAGUUCCAUUGGCGAAUGACCCUCUCUGAUGUCGACCGCCAGAUCGGGCGUUCUCCGAUUUUAAUGGCCACCCAAACUAUCAGGCGUCGACAGUUCUUGGAUUUUCCUAUUGACACAACUGUGAAAAACUCGGCGCCUCGGUGGGUCUCGAACCCACGCAGUAAGGGGAAGGCUUUUGUACAGCCAACGCUCUAACCACCUGAGAACUACGAGGCCUCACUGGACGACGCGAGUUUAUUCACAUUUGGGUCAAGUUACCCGCCCAACGUAAUGCAACGUCUGGAAUCCACCGAAUCUGAUACAGUAAGGUGACUGCCCAAGCAGGAUGUUUUAAGUAAUUCACCUAGGAUCCACCAGAUGACUACCAGGCUCACGUAAUUCAUCGACAUUUUGCAGUUUUUGAAUAAUUCCUACUGACCCAACCGUGAAAAACUCGGCGCCUCGGUGGGAUUCGAACUUACGCAGUAAGGGGAAGGCAUUAGUACGGCCAACGCUCUAACCACCUGAGCUACGAGGCCCCGCCGCACGACUCGAGUUGAAUCGAUUGAAUGUGUCCUCGUGAAAAGUUCCCCCCCACAUAUGGCCACCUGAGCUGACUUCCGUGGCUAGUCUAAAAGUAAAACUUGACAGAAGAAACUACUUUUUCAGAAUGAAAGUCCGUGAUCGAUAAGUUCUUGAGCAAACAAAAUCGUUCUCUCCUAAAUUUCCUAUUUUAAAAAAGCGUUAUCAUAGCCUUUAGUUAAUGGAGACCGAAUUUUUUCAUCCUGGUUCUGAAUUUAUACGUAGAAGACACUGAUCGGUGUUCCCUGUGAGACAUAUAAUGGUAAUUGCUAGCGUUCGACGAAUAAAUCCUCGUCCUGCUUACUUGUGGACCGUUUUGGUCAAAUUUGCUGGACUCUAGGCAUUGUUUUAUUAUUAAUAGUCCUCCACAGAGUGACCUAGCUGAUAUUGAAAAUACUGGGUAGCGACUCACGCGGCAACCUUUCGACUGAUAACUUUCGUAUGCGCUCAAAAUUGACUCCUGUUUUGACAUCUUUGUUGCAUGGCGUGGCAUAGGAAGGUGGCAGCAUGUAGCGCCUACUUAUUCCCGGUGUGAUAAAUAAAAUACUGUCGAACAAGCUUAUUACUGCAUUUAACGACAUUAAACAUUGCAAUUUUGCUAAAUAGGAUUUUUAAAGAGUGAAUUGCCCCUUGUUGUAUGAAAAGAAUGUGUUUUUACAUACUUAUCUACGCCUAAUUUUCCUCAACUCAAUUUUCGUUUCCAGAAUUGAUUUGUCUGAAAAUUUUCUUGGCUACAUGAAUGUUCCUUUGUAAACCAACGCGGCGCAAAUAAGAUGUUUUAAUAAGCAAUACUUGAUAGCACAGGAAAUCGCGUGGAUAUCCCGAAACGUCAAAGUUUGCUCAAUCAUGGCCAGAGGUAACAUGAAUUCUUCAUUGGAAGAGGGCUUGAUGGGAUUCCAAUCAGUUCUAAAAACAGAACUAACCACACAAAAUAUACGCCGUUCCACCAACUCCAAUACCGAUCUUGACAUUUCAUAAGUUAGGUCUUCUACUGUAAACAAUACAAGCUGGUCAACUUCCACUGCCCAAUUUUAUGAGUCCUAUCUGACAUCAUCCGGACAACAUAUAAAAAUGUGCGAUAUUCCUCUGGCUGUAUGUAAACAGCAUGUAGUUUGGAAACGCUGAACGAAAGUGUAGUGACAGAUGGGCAAAACGUAUUCGGGGAUUGAGCAGGUUUUAAAAAUCGAAAGAUACUCUCACUUCAAGUAAAUAUCCAAAGAAGACAUAACUGGCUACCGAAUGAGUACUAGAGGAAAUAAUUCGCGCACUUUUUCUACAUACUAUCUUCAAGCUUAUAAGGGUCUCGAAAAUCGAGGGAAAAUUGCACUACUUAAGUACUUAAGUUGUUUCUGCAGGCGGCCGAGAGGGAGCUCAUUCAAAAGCCAGCAUCUUUCGUGACUGAGGUAGGUUAGGAUUACUGUGCACGAUAAUUAGGACUACUCUGAAUGAAAAUUAGUAGUAAAACACUACCUAAGUAAUAUUUUCGAAUCGAAAACAUAUUCCAGAAUUUCGGCUAACAUUUCAUGAAACAGUUCACCUACUGUGAGUGGCUGAGCAUAAUCCUGAAAGACUUGUUUUGAGUUCUGCGCAUUCUGUUGCUGUUAACUCCGCAGUUUUUCACCAACUCAUACCACAUAGACUUGACCUGUCUCCCACAACCUGUAGCGAUACGGAAGUUUUGCAUUAGUGUGCUAUGAACUCCUGUAAACGCAACUCAGGCUGUAAUCUCGUGACUUCUGCUGCAUGUCGCAGGCGCCUUGCGUGCAUUCAGUGGCUACAUUCACCUUCCUGCCUGUGUCGUCCGGAACAGCCCCUCCCCUCCAGGGUGAAACCAUGUUCUUGUGGAAUGCCAAUGCCAUCGCCGUCGUCAGUCUUUGCUUCGUCAUAUUCGGUGUUCCGUCUACGACUACCACUGACUGAGUCAACACUUUUUUCGAGUUCUUCUCACCUCCCCUGGCUGCUCAAGCAUUCGGACAACAGACGAUAACCCGGCCAACAACCACAUGCUCAAGACUGUCAUGCAUGUCCCAGAGGACACUGCGAACUGGAAGUACCACCUUCAUCAGGCACUUCCUGGCAAACUGAAGUUGGACGUGAACUGUAGCGCGGUCCAAUUUGUGCCAGGCAAGAUGAUCGUCCCAACUUCUCGCGGUGUCGAAGAGGAUCCCACCAACUACGCGCACCUCCUCGAAUAA